ACUUUAUGAACUUCUUCCUGCUCACACCACCUGUGACCACUACAAUCAUCUUGACGUCCUUCAACUCUGGAAUUCAUCAAGCAGCAAUCUCUUUACCACCACUCUUCCACAAUGUUCUGGACCAUAGGGUGCAUCUAUGGAGCUUCGUCCGUUAUGUUAGGCGCGUUCGGAGCGCAUGGACUGAAGAAACACAUUUCUGAUCCAUCUAAGAUCGCAAAUUGGGGAACGGCAGCUCAAUAUCAGUUGAUUCAUUCUGGCGUACUACUCCUCACAGCCUCUGUGGCGCCCAAGAACAAGGCCGCCGCCGUGCUAUUCACUGCUGGCAUGACGAUGUUUUCUGGGAGUUUGUACCUUCUUGUCCUGGAUCCGCAGCGGUUCAAGGCUCUGGGUCCGGUCACGCCAAUCGGUGGAUUGUGCUUGAUCGCGGGAUGGGGAGCGCUCGCGUUCGGCAGUAGAGGCAGAUUCGUUGCGUGAAGAACGAAGGUCUUGCAGUCAUAAGGAAAAGGUUCAGUGUAUGUAUUACAAAGCUAAAGACCAUACCCGUACUUCGCAGGCGACGACACUGUCCUCCACUCAACACAUCUGCACGACGCGUCCUUCUGUCUUAUCCAUUGUUGUCUAGUCCUGGCCCAGAGUCUUCUCCAACUCAUAAAAGUUCCUUGCGCUGUCUGCGAUGGUCUCCUCGAAACCUUGAUAAUCUACUCCCAGCACCUCUCGGGACUUUGUGUUGUCCGCCUUGAGGAGUUCGGGCUUCAGGGCGUGGCUUCCUGGGUUGCCGAGCGGGAUGCGUUCAUCCCAUUCUGGAACAGCCUUUCGUACGAUGUCGGCGAUCU
Molecule: messenger RNA, 833 nt
Organism: Exophiala viscosa
Lineage: Eukaryota; Fungi; Ascomycota; Eurotiomycetes; Chaetothyriales; Herpotrichiellaceae
Exons: 3
Coding region: 112-474 (120 amino acids)
Cellular component (GO): membrane
Source: RefSeq, a predicted model, not a curated record